Letharia columbiana is the source of this 462-nucleotide messenger RNA. RefSeq lists its product as uncharacterized. The record is from RefSeq and is a predicted model, not a curated record. Bases 1 to 462 code for a protein of 153 amino acids. Lineage: Eukaryota; Fungi; Ascomycota; Lecanoromycetes; Lecanorales; Parmeliaceae. The transcript has 2 exons.
AUGAUUUCCACCACCAUUGAGAUCAACGCACCGCCCUCGAAAGUCAGGAGCGUGCUCCUCGACUUCCCCAACCUCCGCACCUACCACACCGGCCUCUUCAAAGGCAUCACCCCUCUCGAACCCUCCUACCCCGACCCCUCCGCCCUCGCCCCCGGCAACACGCUCUUCCUCGAGAUAGGCCCGCCGUUCACCGGCACCAUCACGCAGAACACGCCCGACUGCUUCGAAUGGAAGGGACCGCCCAACUACGGCAUACUGUCGGGCAAGCACACGUUCACGUUUGAGGAGAGCGAGGUGACCCCGGGGGGCACGACGUUGGGUCAGAGUGAGGAGUUUGCGGGCGUCUUGUUUUGGGCGAUGAGUCCGUGGCUGAUGGGGAGGAUACUGAAGGCGACGUAUGAGGGGUUCAAUGAGGAUUUGAAGAGGGGCGUUGAAGGGACGACGGAGGGUGCGAAGUUGUAG